GGCGGCGUCGAAGGAGCAGCAGCAGCAGAAGCGCCGGGACCCGACGGAGGCGGAGGAGGCGGAGGCGGAGGCGGCGAUGCUGCCGGCGUGGCUCUGGUGGUUUUUGGCCUCAGCGGCGGCGGCCUCCUCAUCGUCGUCGGGGCCGGGCUCUUGGUCCGGGGAGACGGCGAGGGUGAGGCCGGUGCGGCUGGAUGCCGUCGGGGCGCCGGGGCCCUCCUUCGAGAUCGUGGCCUUCCAGGAGUCCUUCUCGCUGGCGCUGAGGCCGGACUCGCGCUUCGUGGCGCCCUCCUUCGCCACCGAGUUCCUGGGCGGCGUCCCUUGGGAGGCGGAGGAGGGCGGCGCCGGGGAGCUCCGUCGGUGCUUCUAUUCCGGGGAAGUCAACGCCGAGGAGGACUCCUUCGCCGCCCUGAGCCUCUGCGGGGGGCUGACCGGGGCCUUCGGCUACCGAGGGGCGGAGUACCUCAUCCGGCCGCUGGAGAAGAAGGCCGCCGUCGGGGGGAGAAGGCUCCUGGAGGGUGAACCGGGGGAGCAUCUGCUGCAGCGCCGCCGCCGACGGAGCCCCGGAGGAGGAGGAGUGGGAGCAGGGGGCCCGUCCGCCACCCGCUGCGGGGUCCAGGAGCAGCCGCCGGGGGAGCAGGAGCCGUCCCCGGGGCCCCGGCGUCGGUCCAAGCGCUUCGCCUCGCUGCCGCGCUUCGUGGAGACGGCGCUGGUGGCCGACGAGUCGAUGGCCCGCUUCCACGGCGCGGACCUGCCGCAUUACCUGCUGACGCUGCUGGCCACCGCCGCCCGGCUCUACCGCCACGCCAGCCUCCGCAACGCCGUCCAUCUGGCCGUGGUCAAGGUGCUGGUCAUCGGCAGCCAGGAGAAGGGCCCCAAGGUCUCGGCCAACGCCGCCCUCACCCUCCGCCACUUCUGCCUCUGGCAGAAGAAGUGGAACAAGGGCAGCGACAAGCACCCCGAGUACUGGGACACCGCCGUCCUCUUCACCAAACAGGACUUGUGCGGUGCUACCACCUGUGACACCUUGGGAAUGGCAGAUGUUGGCACCAUGUGUGAUCCUAAACGCAGCUGCUCAGUCAUUGAAGAUGAUGGUCUUCCUUCUGCUUUUACCACAGCUCAUGAACUAGGUCACGUGCUUAACAUGCCUCAUGAUAACGUGAAGGUCUGUGAGGAAAUCUUUGGCAGGCUGAAAACUAAUCACAUGAUGUCACCUACUCUGAUCCAGAUUGACCGCACCAAUCCAUGGUCACCUUGUAGUGCAGCCAUCAUCACUGACUUCUUGGACAGUGGACAUGGUGACUGCCUCUUGGAUCAACCUACGAAGCCUAUUGCAUUGCCUGAAGAACUUCCCGGCACCAAUUACAACCUCAACCAACAAUGUGAGCUGGCUUUUGGUGUUGGCUCCAAACCCUGCCCUUACAUGCAGUACUGCACCAAGUUGUGGUGUACAGGGAAGGCUCGUGGCCACAUCAUGUGCCAGACACGUCACUUUCCUUGGGCUGAUGGCACCAGCUGUGGAGAAGGAAGAUUCUGUUUGAAAGGUGUCUGUGUUGAGAGACAUAACAUCAGUAAGUACCGGGUGGAUGGCAAUUGGGGGAAGUGGGGACCUUAUGGCCAAUGCUCCCGGACCUGCGGUGGAGGAGUCCAGUUGGCCAAGCGUGAAUGCAACAACCCAUCUCCCACCAAUGAAGGGAAGUACUGUGAAGGGCUUCGAGUUAAAUACCGUUCCUGCGGGCUAGAUCCCUGUUCUGAUUCAGUUCCAGGAAAGAGCUUUCGGGAAGAACAAUGUGAGGCUUUCAAUGGCUACAACCACAGUACAAACCGGCUCACUGCCACAGUCUCCUGGGUCCCCAAAUAUUCUGGAGUUUCUCCUCGGGAUAAGUGCAAACUCAUCUGUCGAGCCAAUGGAACAGGAUACUUUUAUGUCCUGGCGCCGAAGGUUGUGGAUGGUACACCAUGCUCUCCAGAUUCCACCUCGCUAUGCGUCCAGGGGAAAUGUAUCAAGGCUGGUUGUGAUGGGAAACUUGGUUCCAAAAAGAAGUAUGACAAAUGUGGAGUGUGUGGAGGAGACAACAAAAGCUGCAAAAAAGUCUCUGGCCUGUUCACCAAACCCAUGCAUGGCUACAACUUCGUGGUGCUCAUCCCAGCUGGUGCGUCUAGCAUCGACAUCAGACAGCGGGGCUACAAGGGCCUUAUCAGUGAUGAUAACUACCUAGCUGUGAAGAAUGCACAUGGCAAGUACCUCCUGAAUGGACAUUUCAUUGUCUCAGCUGUAGAAAGGGACCUCAUGGUCAAAGGCACCGUGCUGCGCUACAGUGGGACAGGGACAGCUGUGGAAAGCCUCCAGGCCUUUAUGCCCACCCAGGAGCCACUGACCAUUGAAGUGCUGUCUGUUGGGAAGAUGACUCCACCUCGGGUGCGCUAUUCCUUCUAUUUGCCCAAGGAAAUUAAAGAAGACAAGUCCAUGUACCGGAAAGAUGGGAAGCGCCCACCAGUUCUCACCAACAGCAUCCUUGGCCUCUCUAACCGCCUGGACAUGGGCCGGCCGGAUUACAAACGGCCCUCGUUCAAGUGGGCCACCACCAGUUGGGAAGACUGUUCUGUUACCUGUGGCAAUGGGCUGCAGAAGCGCAUGGUGAUGUGUCGUGACACCCUUGGCCAGCUAGCUUCUGCUUGUGAUGCCACUCAGCGGCCCAUUGAUAUCCGGAUAUGUGGAGACCCAUGUCCCAGCUGGGAGGUCUCGCCUUGGUCGUCGUGCUCCAAAACCUGUGGUAGGGGGUUCAAAAGGCGGAUGCUGAAAUGCACAGGGCGGGGUGGUACCCUGUUGCCCCGGGACCGCUGCAACCUCAGAAAAAAGCCCCAGGAGCUGGACCUCUGUACCCUGAGGCCAUGUUGACCAGACUGAAUCCAUUUCUGACCUAGGUGUAAUGGGGCAGCAUUUUGGUUUUUGGUGAUACCAUGGUGGAAAGUGUUAAAAAAAUGAUGACCUAAAAGGCCUCUGGGGGAAGGAAAGGGAGUCGACUGAGUGGAGGGGUGGGGUCUGUUACAUAGCACAUUUGAACAAACAAAAGGAUUUUAAAUAGUAAGAAAAAGAGAAAGAAAGAGAGAGAGAGAGAAAAGGAGAGGUUGCCAGCAAUAUGAGGCUGAGUAGUGGGGUUUGGAGGAUCUGGUCACUCAGUGGUAAAGCAGGAAUAAACAACUACCUCGAAACCACCCCAAACUCUGUCACAGCCUAGUGGUGCAUUUUGGAGUCCUGAGGAGAAAGAAAGGCAAGAUCAGAAUUUGAAGAAAUUGCCGUCAGAGAUGGACCAAUGACAGUCAUUCCUAAGAACUAUGGCUCCGGUCUCGUUCAAAACAAAAAAGGCUCAUCUCUUAUUUUCUGGAAGGGGAAGGUAGAAGUCAGCCUUCCUCUCCAGCACCCAAGUCUUAUAGAGGACUGUAAGGAAUCACCAUUAUCCACCUGCAACAAAAUUUAAGGCUUAACAACUGGUACCAUGUAGUACCUCCAAGGCCUACUGGCUAGUGGCAUCCUAGCCCUGAUGCAUUGCGGGUAUCUUGGCACACAUUUUGUUUGUUUGUUUUUGGCACUCAUGGUUUUAUGAAGGACUGACAGCCAGUCACUGUUUGGGAGCUUUAUUUUUGUUAGCAUUUAUGGACCAAACAGUAUACUUUUAAAAAAGAAAAGGUGCUUGAUCCUGUGUUCUCUUGGUCCUUCUUGCCUGACAUAGGGCCUGAACAGACAGGCCAAAAUAAAGCUGCUUCAGGUCACUUUGGAGGUAUGUUGUUUAAAUGACACAUCCAUCUUAAGAGGCCAGAAGCUGUGCCAAA
Messenger RNA from Sceloporus undulatus (fence lizard), 3828 nucleotides. It is a transcript of the gene ADAMTS15, whose product is annotated as ADAM metallopeptidase with thrombospondin type 1 motif 15. NCBI's taxonomy places the organism in Eukaryota, Metazoa, Chordata, Lepidosauria, Squamata, Phrynosomatidae. The record is from RefSeq and is a predicted model, not a curated record. The transcript is spliced from 8 exons. The coding region runs from base 77 to 2896 and encodes 939 amino acids. Gene Ontology annotation, biological process: proteolysis; extracellular matrix organization. Gene Ontology annotation, molecular function: metalloendopeptidase activity; zinc ion binding.